Meloidogyne enterolobii is the source of this 417-nucleotide messenger RNA. The record is from the annotation of a GenBank genome assembly. NCBI's taxonomy places the organism in Eukaryota, Metazoa, Nematoda, Chromadorea, Rhabditida, Meloidogynidae.
AUGAAGAUGAACUACACAUCUUGCCCUGUAUUUGUUCGAAAUGAUUUGGGCGAAGAAAUUGAUGUAUUUGGACUUAUGAAUUUGUCAAAAUCUGGGAAAGAACCUUUGUUGUUGUCUUUUAGCAGAUUUGCUGAUUUUUCUGAUGGAUUUGAUUUGGAAUUUUUUCGAACUUUUCAUUUUAGGUAUUACAAUGAAUCUCUAUUGAAUCAAAUAAAAAAUUUGGAUGUAAGAUGUGUUUAUGAAGCUAUUGAUUUUAGGGGAGAGCAAAGCGUUUUGAACUUGUGUAAUAUUGAUGAUUUAAGUGGUAUAAUCCGUCAUAAUGGUAAUCAAUUUAUAUUUGGCCAUUUGAAUGAAAAAUUAUAUUUUUUGCGAGAUUCUCCAAAUUGUGGUUUCUUUUCUUGUUUUUUCUCAUAUUAA